Molecule: messenger RNA, 2901 nt
Organism: Fusarium odoratissimum NRRL 54006
Lineage: Eukaryota; Fungi; Ascomycota; Sordariomycetes; Hypocreales; Nectriaceae
Product: succinyl-CoA ligase [GDP-forming] subunit alpha, mitochondrial
Exons: 5
Coding region: 213-1202 (329 amino acids)
Biological process (GO): tricarboxylic acid cycle
Cellular component (GO): succinate-CoA ligase complex (ADP-forming); mitochondrion
Molecular function (GO): succinate-CoA ligase (ADP-forming) activity; succinate-CoA ligase (GDP-forming) activity
Source: RefSeq, a predicted model, not a curated record
GUGCGUGUGUCGACCCGUUUUGGCUUAGGCCGUUGAAUCCCGGCCACGGGAUAAUCUUGAUACGAACCAAACCACGAACCUCCCGAAAGCUCCUGGUAUCGACGGUUUUUCCCUUCCAAUUCCAAAACCUCAAGUUAAUCCUCUAGACGUUGCAACAGACAGCGACGUUUUUUUUUCUUCUUCACUCCCUCUCCCCUCCACCCCCCGACAUCAUGCAGUCCUUCACCAGAGCCACUCGCGCCUCGGCGCUGCAAAACGUUGGCCGCCGAGCCUAUUCUUCGUCGCAGUAUGCUAAGACCAUCAACAACCUGCGCAUCAACGCCGACACCAAGGUCAUCUACCAGGGCUUCACCGGAAAGCAGGGAACUUUCCACGCUCAACAAGCUAUCGAAUACGGCACCAAGGUCGUCGGUGGAACAAACCCCAAGAAGGCUGGUCAGACUCACCUCGGCCUCCCUGUCUUCAAGAACGUUGGUGAAGCCGUCAAGGAGACUGGUGCCACUGCUACUGGUCUCUUCGUCCCUCCUCCUCUGGCCGCCGCCGGUAUCGAGGAGGCUCUCGAGGCCGAGAUCCCCCUCGUUGUCUGCAUCACUGAGGGUAUCCCCCAGCACGACAUGGUUCGCAUCACCGACAUGCUCAAGACCCAAAGCAAGACUCGUCUCGUCGGACCCAACUGCCCCGGUAUCAUCGCCCCCGAACAGUGCAAGAUUGGUAUCAUGCCUGGCUUCAUCCACAAGCGCGGCCGCAUCGGUAUCGUCUCUCGUUCCGGUACUCUCACUUACGAGGCCGUCAACCAGACCACCCAGGCCGGUCUUGGUCAGUCUCUCGUUGUCGGAAUUGGCGGUGACCCCUUCUCCGGUACCAACUUCAUCGACUGCCUCAAGGUCUUCACUGAGGACCCCGACACCGACGGUAUCAUCAUGAUUGGUGAGAUUGGUGGUUCUGCCGAGGAGGACGCCGCCGAGUUCCUCAAGCAGGCCAACACUGUCAACGGCGGUAAGCCCGUUGUCAGCUUCAUCGCUGGUAUCUCUGCUCCUCCCGGUCGACGAAUGGGUCACGCCGGUGCUAUCGUCUCCGGUGGUAAGGGUGGUGCCGACACCAAGAUCAAGGCUCUCGAGGACGCUGGUGUCAUUGUCGAGCGCUCUCCCGCUGGUCUGGGCAAGGCUCUCUACAACGAGUUCGUCCGCCGCGAUCUGCUAUAAUUUUAUAACUAAGCUACAUCUACUAUUUGGUUCACCCUUGGGAGACAAGAUGUGUGAGUCGGGGAGUGAGUUAGUAGAGUCCGGUUCAUUGACCGAGGACUCGCUCAUGGAGGGCUAUUUGCAUCAUACUGCAUGAUUUCUUCGUACGUACCUGAUAGAGCAAGGAUGGUCUGGCUGGCGCGCAGGCUAGAUUGUGGAAAGGCCUUUUGGUGUUCCUUUUCCGCAGGCGAGUGUGCCAUAACCCUCAGCACGCAAUACGCCAACAAUGUCACAUUACACCAUGAUCCAUCUAAUGUCGAAAAGUGUUUCAAGCCAUAUUUGAUCAUGCCGGAGUAUGCACAUGUGACGACGUGGUUGUCUCCUAAGUUGGGUAGGCAUAGAACGUAAACAAGUGAAGAAUUGCUUCACAUAUUACCGCUGAGUUCAAUCGCUACCUAUCUUGUGCCAUUUAUCAUGACCUACGAACCAUAUGAAGUGCAGCUCAUUCACCCCGUACCCAGUCUAUGCUAAGUUGUUAAAACAAACCGACGUAAACUCCCCAUACCAUGCUUAAAGAAAUUGUGUUUCAGAUCGCUAUUCCUUCUCUUGGUCCUCCCUAGUCCACAUUAGUUUUCAUGUAGCAGUCUGGCAACGACAUCCCCCAUGUAAGCCUCUUCCAGUUCGUAGUCUCGGCCUCCAUUGCGAUCUAUACCGAAAUGAAUGAAGGCCUCGACAACAUCUUCUAGUGGGAAGCCCAUGUUCACAAAACGUUCGACAAGGUUUCUGUUGUAUCCGGCAAGUCUACCUCGUGUCAGCUAUAUUCUCUCCGUCUCCAUGUUUGACGUACCGAGCAUUGUCGUCUUUGACCGGAGCUGCUGCGACGUCGUUUUGGUAUUUGGUGAGGUCAACGUCUUGUCGUGGAGCGCCGGCGUAUUUAACAGCCCAUUCAUGAGCCAUGAGUGCGAAGCGCUUGGGGUCUUCUAUCAUCAUCUUUGCAACCUCGGCAUCUUGCGGGUCCUUGGGGUUUGGGCACUCGAGAAGCAUUCGAAGGGAGAGAAGUGCGGUCUUGAUGGUCUGGACGGGAGACCAGUUGGAGCUGAGGGUGUCAAGGCAGAUAGCUCCCUAAGAAGUUGAGUUAGUAUCUCGAAUUCCUUUUCUUGUCGUAGUCCGCCUCUUGCUGACUGUCCCCGCCCCAACGAGUCGACGGUUUAUGUGCUCCACGUCCGCCACUCGGAAGAAAGUUGACCUACCGUCUGACUGCUGAUAUUCGGAUGCCAAAUCUUGGUGUCGAAUCUUAUCGCUGGUGCCUUGAAUGGAUACUGAUCCGGGAUCUGUAUGUCGACUGUAAAGGUACCUCCAGCGUAAGGGGUAUCAGGCGGCGCAGGGAAUGUUCCUUUGAGAUGCUUCAAGUCGUUGUUAACAGGACUCGCGUUGACGCCUGAGUCGUCAUGAUCGGCUUCGAUAUCCUUGAGCUCCUUGGCUACACGCCGGUCCCGAGACAUGAUGGUGAUACUCGUGGAAGAAGCGGUGAUGGAAGAGUUGAGGAUGUUGAAUAACAAGUGAUGAUUGAAAAAGGAGAAGAGUUAGAUCGAGUGAGGGGAUAAGAGGUAACUUUGGGCCGUAAGACAGGCCUUCUGCAGGUCAGGUCGUGUCUUGUGCAGGUAAGGCAGGCUGGUUCGGUUGGUGAUAUUGGAUGGAGAAGGAGGGGUCCUUGAUUUUU